GAGCCAUGUCGGCCCUGCUGGGGCUCAGGCCCGAGGUGCAGGACACCUGCACCUCGCUGGGGCUGAUGCUGUCGGUCGUGCUGCUCAUGGGGCUGGCCCGCGUGGUCGCCUGGCAGCAGCUGCACAGCCCCAAGGCCCACGCCUUCGUCUUGGAGUUUCUGGCUACCUUCCAGCUCUGCUGCUGCACCCACGAGCUGCUAGUCCUGAGCGAGCAGGACCCCGCGCACCCCACCUGGCCGCUGACGCUCAUCUACUUCUUCUCGUUGGUGCAUGGUCUGACUUUGGUGGGCACCGCCAGCAACCCCUGCGGCGUGAUGAUGCAGAUGAUGUUAGGGGGAAUGUCCCCCGAGAUAGGUGCAGUAAGUCUAUUGGCCCAGCUGAUUAGUGCCCUAUGCAGCAGAUACUGCAUAGGCGCCCUGUGGAGCCUGGGUCUGACCAAGUACCACGUCAGCGAGAGGAGCUUCGCUUGCAGGAAUCCCAUCCACGUCGACUUGCCCAAAGCGGUCAUCAUAGAGACCAUCUGCUCCUUCAUCUUCCACAGCGCCUUGCUGCACUCCCAGGAGAUCCGAACAAAGCUUCGUAUCCACCUGCUGGCAGCACUCAUCACCUUUUUGGUUUAUGCAGGAGGAGGUCUAACAGGAGCGGUGUUUAAUCCAGCUUUGGCACUUUCACUACAUUUCAAGUGUUUUGAUGAAGCAUUCUCUCAAUUUUUUAUAGUAUAUUGUCUGGCUCCUUCUAUAGGUAUAUUGUUGAUGGUUUUGAUGUUCAGCCUUUUCCUUCCCUGGCUCCAUAACAACCACAUAAUUAAUAAAAAGGAAUGA
Molecule: messenger RNA, 821 nt
Organism: Loxodonta africana (African savanna elephant)
Lineage: Eukaryota; Metazoa; Chordata; Mammalia; Proboscidea; Elephantidae
Gene: AQP11
Product: aquaporin 11
Exons: 3
Coding region: 6-821 (271 amino acids)
Biological process (GO): transmembrane transport
Cellular component (GO): cytoplasm; membrane
Molecular function (GO): channel activity
Source: RefSeq, a predicted model, not a curated record